CGUAUAGAUAUUUGACGGAAUCUGGCGCUGCCGCGCUCGCAACAUUUAACAAUAUGCAAGCUUUGUCGUAUUUACAUGACGUUCAUCGCAUGUUAGAAGAGGAAGGAGAGACUUUUUUAGCAAAUAUUGAAGAGAAAGCAAGAGUUGAAAGCCUUAUAGGACAGGCUCUAUUUGGCAUGAAUCGUCUUGAUGCGGCGUUAGAACAUUUUCAUGCAGCGCUCAAAGAACUUGGUGUAAAGCAGCCAGUCUCUCCACUGAAGAUUUGGUGGCGUCUGCGAAUUGAACUAAUGAAACAGGCAGCAAGUUAUUUGUCAAUAAGAAAAGUUGUGCCAACUGUAAGCGACCACGAAGGCAUUCUGUUGGAACGAGCACGUUGUUUUUUUCACAUCUCUCAUGUUUACCAUGCUGAAGGCAGGUACAAAGAGUCAUUUAUGGCUGCGCUACAGGAACUCAACACCGCUGAAAGACUUGAAAAUAAUUUUCACGAGUUAUUAACUGCCUAUACAUCAGUGAUUGAAUGCGCCGGUCUUGUAUCAUGGACACGUUGUGCAGAAAAGUUCGAAGAAAUAGCCAUGAAUAGAUGCAAACCUGGUGAUUCGUCGUUAUUUCUUGAUGAUUUGGUCAAUGUCUCAAACUUUUACUCUGUUGUGUGUACGUUUCAACUUAGUCAAGGACAUCUACAAAAUGCUGUGGCCUCAGGAUUUCGUGCUUUAUGUCUGGCGAAUAAAUCGAACGAUCACAUGCUAAAGAUCAACUGUACUCCAUCACUUUCACAGUGUUUGAUUUUAAUGUCUCGGAUCGAGGAAUGUCAUAAUGUGUUGAAAGAAUUAAAUUAUGCUGCUCGUGAGAUGGACAAUCUUCAUGGUCGAGCAUUAUUUUUUUGUAAUUGUUUUGAUUUGAUCUUGGAGACAGGUCACAUUCUGGAAAGCGUGGAAGAUUGUAUAAUAUUCACAAUUCAAAUUUCCGCCGAUCCUCGUCUUACUUGGGAUUUGAUUGUAAAAUACUAUCUCAAUGCUUCCUUGCUUCUUUGGCAUGCGCGUUGCGAAGAGUGGGAAGAAGCAGAGAAAGUGCUUAGUGCACUUAAAGCCAUCGAGCCAGCUGCAUUUGAGGUUGUAAUGGCAGCGAGAGGGUUCGUAAAAGUUGUCGAGUGUCAAUUGUUAAUGUACCGGAAAAACGCCAAAACAAAGUCAUUCGUAGCAGCUGCAGAAAGGUUAGGUUUAAAACUUUUAUCUCGAAUAUGCAAACGUUUUCCUGUUAUAAGACCAAGAUAUUACCAUCUUAAGGCGCAUUACUUCAUGUUACGUUGUAAGUUCAAAAAAGCAAGAUCAAGUUUGCUGCCAAAAUGCAUCGACAUAAGCACUAGAAUGGGUACUGUCAUGGAGACAGAAUGGGCUAUUCUUAGUAAACAUGAGUGGUUCGACAAGAAGCAAACUCAUACGAACUUUAUUUACGAUGGACUAACCAAGUUUCCACUUUCUGUGGUAACCGAACCUUCGUAGUCAAACAUACCGUGUCUUUUCAAUGUUCCUUUGGGCAUUCAUAGAUUUGUUAACUUGUAGGACAAUGUUUUUAGUGGCAAAAAUUGUUUUCUUUGAUGUUUAUUGAGGUUGAUGUUCGGUUUUAUUGAGAUAAGGCAUUACUUUUUCUUAGACAUGAACAGAAUUAUCUUGACUUUGAUUGAUGUAAUGUUGAAAUUGUGUUUUUUUAGUGAUGAAUGAAAAUUAUAUACAUAUUUUAA
Molecule: messenger RNA, 1738 nt
Organism: Xenia sp. Carnegie-2017
Lineage: Eukaryota; Metazoa; Cnidaria; Anthozoa; Malacalcyonacea; Xeniidae
Product: adenylate cyclase type 10-like
Exons: 11
Coding region: 54-1499 (481 amino acids)
Cellular component (GO): cytoplasm
Molecular function (GO): adenylate cyclase activity; protein binding
Source: RefSeq, a predicted model, not a curated record